AACUCUAAAACGAUAUGACCGAUAGAACCUUCUAGGCAUCUAGGCAUUGUGGCAUGACAUGAUUUUCUUUUAUACCGAUCACCCAAGCACUUAAUACAACAAACUCUUCAUCAAUCAAACAUUCUUAUUUUCUUCGCAGUCAAUUUCUAUGCAUCAACCAUUCAGAUUUCUAUAGCAUACUAAGAGAAAAAGAAUUCUGUUAAUUCAAAACAAAAAAUGGCAAGGAGUUUCUUCGGCGACCCUUUCAAUCGUUUUGUAUGGAGUCCCCAAAUGUUCCAUGAACGGUCCAGUUCCACUGCUCUUUUGGACUGGUUCGAAUCUCCGAAUGCUCAUUUCUUCAAAAUCAAUGUUCCAGGAUACAACAAGGAUAGCAUAAAAUUGGAGGUGGAUGAAGACAAUGUUCUCCACAUAAAAGGGGGAGGAGGAAAAGAGGAACCCCAUGCCAAAGACAUCAUUUGGCACGCAGCCGAAAGAGGCGGAAAGGGAGACUUUCAUCGGCAAAUAGAGCUGCCGGAAAACGUAAAAGUUGAUCAGAUUAAAGCUCAGGUAGAAAAUGGUGUCUUAACCAUUGUUGUUGCUAAAGAUAAUAAUCCAAAGCCUUCUAAAGUUCGCACUAUUAACAUCUCUAGCAAGCUCUGAAGGUGCUCUCAAAGAUUUAAAAAAACGAAGUCAUGAAAAUAUAAGUCAUGCUCCUUUCACGUGUUGUAAACAACUACUCUACAGGAAUUGUUUCAUGGAUUGUUCAUGAGACCAUGAGAUGUAUCAUUUUAUCCUACUAUGUGGUAUGAAAAAACUACUUGCUUGGUUUAAAAAUGUGGACAUUGAUUGUUCUUUUUUUUGAGGGAAACAAUCCGGAGCAACUAGUCAUUAUUAUUCAUUA
Molecule: messenger RNA, 880 nt
Organism: Beta vulgaris subsp. vulgaris (sugar beet)
Lineage: Eukaryota; Viridiplantae; Streptophyta; Magnoliopsida; Caryophyllales; Amaranthaceae
Product: 15.7 kDa heat shock protein, peroxisomal
Exons: 2
Coding region: 217-639 (140 amino acids)
Biological process (GO): protein folding; response to heat; response to hydrogen peroxide
Source: RefSeq, a predicted model, not a curated record